AUGCGGCAGUUCAGUGCGUCUCGCAAACGCCACAAACAGCCGCAGGGCCUCAAAUUGGCCUUAGGCCAGUUCGCCAUGACAUCAGCACUUGCUGCUCCAUGGCCACGUAGUCUUCCUCCUCGGAAUCGAUUUAUGGUGAAAUACUGCAAAUGUCCGCAGCUUGCGCUUGGACAAAGACUUCUGACGCAAAGCUGGAACAUACCGGAUGGGCCCGUGCGAUCGUGGGUUUUUGCAUCGGAUUUGAAGUAUUCAGGUAAUUAA
Gongylonema pulchrum is the source of this 261-nucleotide messenger RNA. NCBI's taxonomy places the organism in Eukaryota, Metazoa, Nematoda, Chromadorea, Rhabditida, Gongylonematidae. The record is from the annotation of a GenBank genome assembly.